This is a messenger RNA of Triplophysa rosa, 2352 nucleotides long. RefSeq names its product cysteine-rich hydrophobic domain 1 (gene chic1). The transcript has 6 exons. The record is from RefSeq and is a predicted model, not a curated record. NCBI's taxonomy places the organism in Eukaryota, Metazoa, Chordata, Actinopteri, Cypriniformes, Nemacheilidae. Bases 7 to 528 code for a protein of 173 amino acids.
GACGUCAUGAGCGUCCUACUGCCCAACAUGGCGGACUUUGAUACCAUUUCUGAGUUAGAAGAAGAAGAUGAGAGGAUUGUCAGUGAAGAACAUCUCGUCAGAUACUGUCCCGAGCCCGUGGUCAUGCGUGGGGCCGGUCACAUCACAGUGUUUGGGCUAAGCAACAAAUUUGACACAGAGUUCCCUUCGGUUCUCACAGGAAAGGUUGCUCCAGAGGAGUUCAAGACGAGUGUCAAUCGAGUAAACGCGUGUUUAAAGAAGAACCUGCCGGUCAAUGUAAAAUGGCUGCUCUGCGGUUGUCUGUGCUGUUGCUGUACCGUAGGCUUCAGUCUGUGGCCUGUCGUAUGUCUCAACAAGCGUACACGAAGAUCUAUGCAGAAAUUGCUAGAAUGGGAAAACAACAGACUGUAUCACAAGUUGGGGCUUCACUGGAAACUCAGCAGAAGAAAAUGUGACAGCAACAACAUGAUGGAAUAUGUUAUUCUUAUAGAAUUCUUGCCAAAAUAUCCUAUAUUUAGACCUGACUAAAAAUGACUUGUGAUGGAGCCCAGUGGAAGGUCUUUGAUUUCCCUCCUUAGUGCCUUGUAUAUAUGUCAGAUUGAGGGUCUCCACAAGACCCCCUCUCCUGGUAACCUUGUACAGUAGAAUUCGCGACACUGUCACUUUGCUUUAGAGCAGAUUUUGCACAUUUCCUGAUGUAGUAGAAGAGCUGUUUGUGUUGCUUCGAGAUGUUUAGUUACAUGUAAUAAGUGAUGGAAAGAGAGCAAGCUGAUACUGUUUAAAAGUGCAUUUACCCCAAAGAGCCAUCAUGUCAUCCCUACACAAUAUAUUAUGUUAUCAUCAAUCAGAAUAAGGCACCUUAUGGUGUGAAUUUGCCUUAUGUUAAAGGACAAACUUUUUUUAAGUCAAAAGUGUACGUGUAGGAGUCAGAAGUGGAUUUGACUAGUUUUGGGAGUUGUCGAAGCUUGUGCAGAAAGUGAGCGAUCUGCUACUACACGGGGAAGUCAAGCAACUGACUUGUAUAUAUCCUAGACAAUAUGUACAGUAUGGUAUGCCAUGUUUACAUUAUGUAAUUUCGCCGUAAUUAGUUUAUCGCCAAGAUCUUAUUGUAGCAUAGAUUUAUACGCCGUGUCUCUGUAACUUUACAGUUUUAACAAUCUGUUUACCCAGUAAGCCAUAAAAUGUAUGUACAAGAUGCCACUUGAGUUAGGGCUGAAUAUUGCACUAAUAUAACUGAGUUUCAUGUACUGUCCUAUAGAGGUUUUUGAUAUUAUAUAACAAUAUCAUUCCUGGCGUGUUUCAUAACACGAUUUUGCCAGUCAAGCAAAAUUUGUUGCAGAGAACAAUGUGUCAUCCAUUUCAAAAUGAAUUUCACAUAGGCAGGUUUUGGUUUAUUUUAUGCAUAAUUUUUUGUACCCUGUAUUUUUUGUUUGUUUGAUACAGUCACGUCUUAGAGUAUCUUAAGUUUUUUCAUUGUUAUUAUGUUUACUACAAACACGGCAUUGUAAAUGUAAUGGAUGAAACUGCUCCUCGUGUUUUCUAUCCUUGUAUUACAUCUUUGCUCCAUAUACUGUAGACAGACUGCAUUAGUUGAGUGCCUCUGUAGAUAGGUCUCGGAGGAAUGAUUCUUUGCCUAGCAAUCUAAUGAAAAGGAAGGAAUCUGCUCUUAGUACUGGUUCUGUUGAAGUACCUGUAAAUGUUUGUCCCUAUCUAAUCCUAUGGAAAGCUUAAAUAAAUUCUUGGUUUUGAUGUUUUUGAACAACUCUCUUUUUUAAAUAUGUGACCCUGGACAACAAAACCUCAGUUUCAAAGGUCAGUUUUUUGAAAUUAAGAUUUUUACACCAUCUGAAAGCUGAAUAAAUAAGCUUUCCAUUGAUGUAUGGUUUGUUAGGAUAGGACAAUAUUUGGCCGAGAUACAACUAUUUGAAAAAAUGCAAUCUGAGGGUGCCAAAAAUCAAAACAUUGAGAAAAUCGCCUUUAAAGUUGUCUAAAUCAAGUCCUUAGCAUUGCAUAUUAUACUCACAAAAAUAUCUUCAUGGAACAAGAUCUUUACUUAAUAGCCUAAUGAUUUUUGGCAUUAAAGAAAAAUCAAUAAUUUUGACCCACCCACCAAUCAAUGUAUUUUGGCUAUUACUAAAAAUGUUCUUGUGCUACUUAAGACAAGGUUUUGUGGUCCAGGGUCACAUAUAUAGUCUAGUUUCAUAUAUGGUAUGUUUUUUAAUUGACAUUUUAAUGACCAUUUUUUACUCAUUUGGUUUUUACUCCAGAGCAAAUAUGUGGAUAAUCAUUCAAAUAUGAGGUUAAAGUUGUGUCAAUACAGUCUCUGAUUAAAUUAACUUUUACCUUUUUAGU